ACUGCAUAUUGGACUUUGCUUAAAAUGAACAUAAACAUUGCACUUUUCUCUUUCAACUUGAAUUUUGCCAGCAUGUGUUAUAUAAGAGUAGACUGACCGCUGACCCUGAAUUUCCAAAUUUUCUGAGGGUUUCCGCCUCUUUGCCGACGAAAAUACGCGCCCGUUCAAAUUGUCCAUUAUUUAAGAGGCACCUCUCGAUUUUCUUCAAAAUUUUUAGUUAAUUUUUAGUGAUUUUAUAUCCAUACAUAUUUUGUCACUUCGAAGCCUGGAAAAUGUGCAGCACAGUUACUCCCGCGCAGAGAAUUCUGGCGAAAGUUAGAUCUCUAGUCCUGGUAUCUGCCGGUGGAUUCGGUGCUUUUUCCGCACUCAGCAUUUACAACGAAAAUGAGGACUUUUACGACAACAUUUUUAUGCCGUUGGUUAGGAAACUAGACCCGGAAACAUCUCACAAUUUGGCGAUUGCUGCAUGCAAGUACAAACUAUUUCCAAAAAGCAGAUUUGUCGACCCCUCUUCGCUGCAAACAAAGGUCUUGGGCAUGGACUUUGAAAAUCCUCUGGGAAUAGCUGCAGGUUUUGAUAAACAAGCGGAGGCAGCGCAAACUUUGAGAAAUAUAGGAUUUGGAUUUGUCGAGAUUGGAUCGGUCACUCCUCUCCCUCAAACGGGCCAGGAAAAACCUCGAGUUUUUAGACUGGAAGAAAGCGAAGCUUUGAUAAACAGAAUGGGGUUCAACAGCGAUGGACACGAAGUCGUGCACCAGAGACUUGUUUAUCUCCGAAAUUCUGAAGCUGGCAAGAAUUUUAAACUUGGGGUGAAUCUUGGGAAAAAUAAAACUUCAGACGAUGCCCUCGCUGAUUACAGCAAGGGAGUCGAACUUUUUAGUGAUGUGGCCGACUAUCUUGUUGUCAACGUUUCGAGUCCGAACACUGCUGGCCUUAGAGACUUGCAAGAAGAAAAGCAACUGAAAAAUCUUUUGUCCACAUUAAUACGGGUGCGGAACAGCUUGCCUCCUGAAAAGAGAAAACCACUUCUUGUAAAAAUUUCCCCAGACCUCACAGUGGAUCAGCGAAAGCAAAUUGCAGACGUAGUCACGGACAAAUGGUGCAGGGUAGACGGCCUCAUUUGCUCCAACACGACUACGGCCCGCCCUUCCGAAUUGAAAGGACCGCACGUUGAGGAAGCCGGCGGCCUCAGCGGACGGCCGCUAAAAAUGCCCUCUAAUGAACUUAUAUCCGACAUGUACAAACUCACCAAAGGCGCAAUUCCCAUAAUUGGCGUGGGAGGAGUGAGCAGCGGACUUGACGCUUACAACAAGAUCUUGUCAGGCGCCAGUCUCAUCCAAAUCUACACAACGUUUGCCUAUCACGGUCCUCCGAGGGUGACAAGAAUUAAGAGAGAAUUAGACGAGCACCUAAAAAUGAACGGCUGGAAGAGUGUAGCAGAAGCAGUUGGAAAGGGAGUUUCGAGAUAAAAUAUUAUCACGUGGUGAGUUUUAAAGUUGGUGCAUCUUGCUUUUUUUAAGUUUGCUUUAUCGAUCAAGAAUCACUUCUUUUAACAACGUGAAAAACCUUUGACGGUCGCGCAAUUAUUUGGAAACGAAAAAUAUAAAUGUAUU
This is a messenger RNA of Neocloeon triangulifer, 1613 nucleotides long. It is a transcript of the gene Dhod, whose product is annotated as dihydroorotate dehydrogenase (quinone), mitochondrial. The coding region runs from base 273 to 1469 and encodes 398 amino acids. Gene Ontology annotation, molecular function: dihydroorotate dehydrogenase activity. NCBI's taxonomy places the organism in Eukaryota, Metazoa, Arthropoda, Insecta, Ephemeroptera, Baetidae. The transcript has 9 exons. Gene Ontology annotation, cellular component: cytoplasm; mitochondrial inner membrane. Gene Ontology annotation, biological process: pyrimidine ribonucleotide biosynthetic process; 'de novo' pyrimidine nucleobase biosynthetic process. The record is from RefSeq and is a predicted model, not a curated record.